Anguilla rostrata (American eel) is the source of this 6047-nucleotide messenger RNA. Its product is annotated as SKI/DACH domain-containing protein 1-like. The coding region runs from base 611 to 3013 and encodes 800 amino acids. The record is from RefSeq and is a predicted model, not a curated record. The transcript has a single exon. Lineage: Eukaryota; Metazoa; Chordata; Actinopteri; Anguilliformes; Anguillidae.
CUGUCAGUCUAUUUGUGGCUAAACCAGCGGCGGGAAGAGCAGCUGCAUUUUGGCUCUUAUUCUCUCUCUCUCUCUCUCUCCCUCUCUCUCUCACACACACACACACAAACACAUACUCUAUUGCUCUCUCUCUCUCAUAUGCACACACACUCCCCCUCUCUCUCUCUCUCUCUCUCUCUCACACACACACACACACACAUACUCUCUUGCUCUCUCUCUCAUAUGCACACUCUCUCUCUCUCUCUCUCACACACACACCCUCCCUCUCUCUCUCUCUCUGUAUCCCUCUCAUUCAGUCAGAGUGGUUCACCUUCCUCCUCCUCCCUGAGCAUAUGGGAAGUGAAGCAUAAGACCGCAGGUACACAGGCAGACGGCAUACUGCCUAUUGGCAACAUCAUGCAGUCCAUCACUUAUGUCCUUCCCAGAGCCAUGGAUUAAUUUUUUCUCUUAUUUUUGUUUUUUCAAAUUCUGGAACUUUUAUAGAUACAUAUUUCUUGAUGCAAUGUAUAGCAUGUGUUAUCUGAAGAAAAAUGCCUUGAGAUAAAAAAAUGGACAUUUUUUGCUGUGGACACCUAUCAAGCCAGAUGUGUGGAUUAAUACAAUAGACAAAAUGGGGGAUUUGGAGUCUGGUUUUGAAGAGAUGGAUGGCGUGAAACUGGGUUACCUGGUUAUUAAAGGAAAGCAAAUGUUUGCCCUUUCGCAAGUUUUCACCGACCUCUUGAAAAAUAUCCCAAGGACCACUGUGCACAAACGAAUGGACCACUUAAACGUGAAAAAACACCACUGUGAUCUGGAGGAACUGCGAAAACUCAAAGCAAUAAAUUCUAUAGCUUUCCAUGCGGCUAAAUGUACUCUAAUUUCAAGGGAAGACGUGGAAGCUUUAUAUGUUUCUUGCAAAACGGAACGGGUGCUGAAAUCCAAAAGAAGCAAACUAAAAACGAAGUCAUCCGAGUAUCUAUAUGAUGAACAGAUUUGCUCCGAUCCUAGCAACAGUUUUUGGAGAGAAAAAGUUUGGCUCAGUUUGCACGGGGUGCAUCAGCCUCUCGCGUUUAAGAACAGAACCGGGCGGAAGCUUGCUGAGUCUGUCUCAACCCCGGCUUGUAAUCUACCUCAGAUUCACAGUAAAUGCACAAGCCAUGGCAACCAUACCAGUGCAAAAUCUGCAUGUAGGAUAUCUAAAAACUAUGAAACAGCUCAGAUACCUAGGAAUAGUUUCCUUUUUAACCCGGGUCAUUCGAUUUUUAGGAGCGUGGUUUGCGCCAGACAGUCCUCGCUCUAUCAAUCCGCCAUUGCGGUACAGUCCAAGCUCUCUAGCGCUGCCGACCUGACGUAUAAAAGAAAAAGACAGCACGAGAACACAGGGUGGCACUUUUGGAAUACAGGCAGACACAGUCGCCGUGUUUUACUCGUCCCCAAGUGCUGCAAGUCAAAACUAUUAAAUGGAUCUUUAAACAGAUUUAAUCUUGAACAAGAUUUAUACAUCGAUCACCAGCACAUAGGGAAUUUCCAGGAAAGCUGCAGCAGCGACACAGAAUCCAGCUCGUAUUCUGGACGUGCCGACAACGACUCAGAUUUUGGGUCGAGUUUGUCCGCUACCAGUAACUCUGGGACUUCAGACGAAGAAGAUGACUCUGUGUCGGAAUCUUCGGAUGUCAGUUCAGACGAGGACAGUUCUUCUCAGUCAGAUUCCAGCUCCGUCUCGAGCCAAGUUUCAUUGCAGAGUAUUCGAUUCAGGCGAACGAGCUUUUCAGCCUUCAACAGUAAAGCACCUUUACUAACACAACCUACUUUUCACUACGAACUCCAGCACAGGACACAAAAUCAAAGCGGGACACCCGUGUUGGAUUACAGAGUCUCUAACAGGAAACUGCAAAAUUGCGAUUUAAAACUCUCUGUGAAUGAACAAGUGGAGACCGGCGCAUCGAGGCAGCGUAAACCCUGUCCACUUAUUCUUCGAAGUAGAUCUCCCGAAUCAAGGAGGGAGGGAAUUCCUCAGACUGCAUUGUCACACUUCGGACUUCUUCAUGACCCAAAGUGUACCGACCCCAUAAUAAACCAUAUAAAAGGAGGAGGCCCUUUACCUUGCUUACAAGAAAACAAAGACUCCCCUAAACAAAGGGUACCCGGACAGGCGAAUAAAUACCCCCAGCCAUUGAUCUCAAACUGUGCUCAUGACAAAGAAACUGGGGUUUCCCAGUCCCCCGACAAAAAUCAUUCAUUAGGUGCAAAUUUCAAGAAGGAAACCAGUAUUAGCCAUGUCUACCCACAUCACUGUACUAUCAAGACAGAAAGAGAGGAGAAAAGCACACCCCCAAGUUGCCACAGCGAGAACGCCACCGCAGCAAAAACGCCGCCAACUCUACUGCACAAUGUUAAAAUCAAAGUGGAAGAGAACUUUGAGGAGUACCAGCACUCGUCUGAGAUCCCUGGAUUCGGAUCGGAAUAUCAAUGCAACCAGGCCGAUGCGCAAUGUCUGAAAGGAGAGGACAAACCAGUAUACAAUUUAAACUACACAAAUAAAGCCACUGAAGACGCUGAAAACCCCGCGACCUCACGAAACUCUCCCGAAAGGACCCAGGAAUUUAAAAGCACUUUAUGCACUCGUUGUCCGGAAGAAGGAGAGUACAAAAACGGCGCGAAGGUAAGGAAGAACUACAGGACUUUGGUGCUGGGGAAACAAUCUGGAAUUCCGAGGACGAAAGCUGACAGGACUGUGCAUUCUACAGGUAAACAUGAGCACUGUGAAGGAUCGCCAGAGGAUUUUACCGGCACAAACAAACGCAAACGCGCAACCAUCAACGUAGCAGCGGUGAAAAAACCGUUCAAACUCAUGGCUAAUUUUCCGUCUCCUCCUUCACUAAUUAUUGGCAGUGACGGGGAUUUGAGCCCUGCUUACUCCCUGAAGUCUACAAACGGUGAGCAGUCGCUCUUCAGGUCUCACCCGGUCUGGAAGUGGCAACUUGGUGGUUCUGCCGUACCCCUCCCACCCAGUCACAGAUUCAGGAAAUUCUAAUUUAACAAAGAUCUUUUUGAGAAAAUCUGUGGCAUCCUACCGAUAUGCCAAAUCUGUGAAAACGUCUUAAAUGGAAUAACAAGCACUGAGGACCUGCUCUGGUAGUUGAUUUGCUUUCGUCUUGGUGGGUUGCCAUUCCACGCUGUUAUUUAAACCCUCCUAUACAGAAACUGCAAUGUAGCUCAUCGGGGGCUUGAACACGUUCCAGUUUACCGUCUCACACCAAUACCUCAAGGAUUUGUACCGAUGAAAACUAAACAACAGCCAUUCGAUUUGUGCGAUGUGGUUUUGCAAAAAUGUUGACAUGAUGGUUCCAAGAGUUUUCCAUGUUAUACUGCAUUCAGUUAAACAGCUACACUUGAAAUGAUUGCCCGGGACACUCUUUUGCAAAACCUCAGUUGCCUUGCUGUGAAAUGUUUAUUACCAUUAAUGGAUUGAAUUGUAGGUAGUAUUUUUUUUUCAGAUUCAUGUUUCAACCUUACUGUACGGAUUCCCCGAACAAUGUUGACAACACUGUUAGAUAUAUUUAUAGGCUCCUACCAUCUUUUUAUUCGCCGUCUUUGUGUGUUUCUUGGGCUGAUUUAAUUGUGCUAGCCAGUUACCGAGGGAAACUAUAAUUUAAAUUGUACACACACAGACACACGCACGCACGCGCGCGCGCACACACACGAACAACACGCAGUUCACUGUAUAGGCCCACCACGGCCAGCCUUAUUUCCUGACAAUCAUGUGAGGCUUUUUAGAUUUGCACACAAACUCCCAAAAUCAAUACAUUGCUAGCACAUUCUUUCAAAUUAUGUAGAACACUUAGCGAAAUCACACUACGUGUUCGGUGUAUGUCCUGACGGACUGGGUAUCCAAACAUUAGGCCUAAAGUUUAGGACAAAACAGGGCACCAGCAUAUAAUAAUUUCAGUGCUCAGUCAAGAUAAUUUCGGCAACUUAACGUUUUGUAGCGAUGCCACAUGUAGACUUAUAAACACAAAGAGGCCAUUGCCAUUGCUCUGCUUUAGUCAAAUGCUGUUCAAAGCGUCUUUCCCUCGUGAAAACAAAAUGCCAGACUCCCCUGCAUCAGUUUACACGGGGGUACAAGAAAUCACAACAGCAACAAUCAGCGUCAUUUUUAUGCAGCCUAUUCCUGGAAACUUGAACAAAUGGGGGACUGCAGUCAAAUGACUGCCUCUGCUCUGUCAGUGAGAGAGGAAAGAUAUUUCUUUGUAUUUUGUAAGGGCAAAACAAACGGAAACAGUAGCUACUCGAAUAAGGCAAUCAACGAUGCAUUAUUAUCAAUUGUAAGAAAUUUUGAAAACAAUAUGGAAUGUGUCGUGUUAGAGAAGCUAUAUAAACUAUGCUAAACGACAAACAUAUCCAACCAGUUCUUUUCAGAUUUAAAUCCCUAAAAGCGGCGCUGCUAUCCUUGGAUAUGUUUGGGCAUGAAUGCAGUUGUCUUUAAAAACUGUAAACUGGCGGUGUUGGUUGUGUAAAUGGUGUUAUAUAUAGGCCUACAUCGGAAUGCAAAUCACAAUUCCACUGAAAAGACAAGCAAAACGUAUGUUUUUUCGUAAAGAUAAACGCAAUACUUAUCUUCCCAUCUUUUCAGGAAAGCUGAAAAUAAACCGAAUGCCGUGCAGUCAGGGUAGACAUAGGCCUGUCUAUAUUCAACCUCAUAGUUCAUUUUUUGCGUAGGCUACGGUCUAGGCAAAAUAGGGCUAGGCCAGACAGAACUUUUAGUGUAAAUAUAUCUGGUUAUAGACAAACCUCGUUAUACUAAUCAAGAGCUACAAAAUGUACAUUUGUAUGUUAUUCACAAAGGUGCAGGGUGGAAUUAACGCUUAAAACGGUUUCACUGAAACGUCCGGUCUUAGAGGGAAAAUGUUUCGUAAAUUCAUUUUGAGGAUUGGAAGAAUAUUACGACAGGACCAUUUGAACACACGCUUUUCUAUUGUGUCGACCAACAGAUUAGGGCAUGCUUUUUCAACCCGCCGUCCAGUUUGGGCUCUCGAACGUGACCUGGAAUUCCUAAGAACUCGCUAUAUUGAUCAUAAAUCACCAUGUAUGAAGACAUUAUGUGGCAUUUGAAAUUAUAUAUAGCAUAAUUGUUAGUCGUACAGUUAGAUGUUUUAGGCUACUUUAGAUGCUACAGUCCAUUUUCCUUUAAAAAGCAUUAACUUCAGUGGCUAUGUAUGGGACUGCGCUCAUCUCAUUGACAAGCUUUGUUUGCAAUCAUUAACGAGGACAUACCAAUCCGACAGCACAUUGUUAACGCAGGCCAUAACAUCACGCAGCGAAACAAUUUUAAUAACAUACAAGGCAGUGCAGUUACCACUGGGACGAAGAAAGCUUUCCUGACUGAAAACACCACAGUUGCUCGUCUUCAGUGAAUUAAAAACAUUUCCAUUUAAAAUAAGAAUCCCUACAUACUUUUCUAAACUUGCCUAAUGAAUGAUGUUUAUUCUGUGUUUGGAUGUAAAGGCCUGGUCAUGGGCACAUGGUCGUGCACUGGAUAGCCCUAUCACAGAGAUUAAUUAAUUCUUUCAGAUUAUGAAAGGCAAAAAUGAUAUCAGUCACUCCUUUAACUCAAUCUGUUAUUUCCGUAAGAUCUCCUGUCACAUAAUGCUAUGCUUUAAUGGGGUGAACAAGAAACACACCAACGUCGCACGGAGACUUAUCUUUGCAGCGGAAAACAUAUGAAUUAAUAUUAAUUCCGCUCUUAGACAAUGACACGUGAUUUCAUUUUGAGUCGGUUCCACAUACAGCUAUGAAAAUCUGGCAGUGGGGUCUGAUCAAUGCAUCGCGGCCCGAGCCGAAAACUCAUCUCCCUUGCAUCAACUGCGAUACUUGAGGUCAGAUUUUGACGAGACACUUUAAGUCACUGGUUGUGCAUAGAAAAGUAAAUAUUUAUUUUUGUGAUUUACACCUUUUGUAAUAUCAUGGAUGUGUAGGAUAAACGCACUCGAAAUGGAAACUUGAAUGGUGAAUUCUGAAGCACUUUCUUUUGAGCAAUUAAUUGUUCAUUAAAUUCAUUUGAGUGUAAA